AUGUCCUUGUUUUCUUUCAGAAACUUUGAGUCUCUCUCCAAAGACAAUGUGUAUUACAACAACCACUUGGCGUUCUGUGUGGCUGAAGAUCAUCUGGGAAUCCCAGCUCUUCUGGAUGCAGAGGACAUGGUGGCUUUGCCUGUCCCAGACAGACUCAGCAUCCUCACAUAUGUCUCACAAUACUAUAAUUACUUCCACGGCCGCUCGCCAAUCGGGGGAGUAGGCGGUAUCAAGCGGCACGCUGAGGUCUCAAAGGAGGUGCCAUCAGAGAAGAAGAAUCUGCCUGUGGUUGCCAAAGACCACAGUCUUAAAACAAAUACAGAGAACCGUCCUCCUCAAACUGAAAUGCCAAAAAAUAUCCGAGACAACCAUCCUCCAUCUCUUAACAUCCAGAAAAGUGAUCCAGAGAAGCACAUUGUAGCUGCUCCAGCUCGGCAGACUGUCACGGACUGGCAGAAAUCUCCAGGGCCGAAAUUUGUGCCGGCGCCCAUCACGCCACUCGGAGCGAGAUCUCCACAACCACACGGAGAUGCUGAGAAGAAAACUGUUUUGGUGGAGAGUUCAAAUAAAACUGGCACAUUGAAAGGUGAAUGUGCGGUAUGUGGAAAUCAUGUACAUCUGGUCCAGAGACAGCUGGUGGAUGGAAAACUCUACCACCGGAGCUGCUUUAAGUGUAGUGUAUGCUAUGGCACACUGAAAUCUGGGGCAUAUAAACUGGGAGCAGAUGCUGGCUCACUGGUCUGCACUAUUCACCAACAUGGCCAAAAUGGCUUCAAGCCUACAGUUAAGCCUUUUAAGAGCAGUGGCUUUACGCUCGCUGAUUUGGUGCCCAAAUCUGACAGUGGAGCUCAGCCAUCUUCACAGCACUACACCUCUGUAUUAUCUGCCCCCAUCAAAGCUGCGCCCAGACCAGUGGAGCUCAGACCCGCUCCGCAGUCGUGGACCGCCUCUGCUCAGAGGACUCAGGAAGCCAGGCAGAAGUUUUUUCAGUCCGGUGGUCCAGCAGCAGAGCAUUGGACCACCACAAGACAGCAGUCAGGCCCCUCAGAGUCCUGCACCAAUCAGAACACAAGACUGAAGGAGGAGAAAGACAGAAACAGUGCCCUGACAAAUGGAAAACUACUUGAAGGAAACACAAAUAACAACAAUGCGCUUAAUUCUGACCCAGGAGCACAGAGGCAGCUAAAAAUCAGAUGCACUUCUGCUGAAGUCUCUAGCUGGAGGCAGGACUUACACGGACGAGUUGCAACAGGAAGGAGCUCAUAUCAGGCCACUUCAAUCAGCCCUGCUAUCAGCAGUAGCGGCAUGAACUCCAAAGAAUCCCUCUACCUCAGUGCCAUCAGCAAGGAGCGCAGCAGACCUCCAUCCCAGCUGCUUUCUACUGCCAAAGCCAAAGAUGUUCAGAGCUGCGAUGCCCCAACUGACUGGAGAUCAAAGCCAAAGGCAGCUCCAAAUGGACCAAGACUCAAAUCUCCAGAUAAUGCCAAGGAUAUCCCGUUGACUUCUGGAAAAAACAAAAGUGACCAUUGUUUGACAGCCCAAAAUGCUUCAGCCUCCAUAUCGGACAACUCUUGUUGCUCCAUCAAUGUUGCCCCGAAACCCAGAAGGGAACAGCAGCAGGGUACCUGUGGUUCCUCUGCCCCUCUCCAGCCAUUCAGUCCUGUUGUCUUAUGUUUGGGAGAGACCUGUGGUGUGCAGGGUUCUAAACCUGACUGUUGCUUGUCCUCAUGUAUCUUGCCCUCUCAGUCCUGUCACAAACCUUCAUCUCCAAAACAACCUCGCCACUGGUCGGCGACUUUAGGUUACGACAAUGGAAAUAUUUCAUCUACAAAUGGCUUGCUGCAUGAAACAAAGUUGCCUACUAUGAAGCCUUGCUAUGUCACACCAGAUCAGAUCUCAAAAGAGUUGCAGGACAUUGAGAACAAGCUGUACGAUCUGGAGAACGAAGGGGUGGAGUUGGAGAGGAGGCUUCGCAUUUAUGAAGAAGAGGGUCAUGGGGACCUGCUGAUGGAUCCCUUGAUGGUGGACUGGUUUAACCUGAUUCGGAAAAAACAAAGCUACAUACGGAGGGAAUCAGAGUUGAUGUACAUAGCAAGAACACAAGAUCUGGAGGAGCAGCAGCCUGGAGUCGAAGGAGAGCUCAGGAGAUUGAUCAAUAAACCAGAACAUGUAAAGACUUUGGAUGAGAAAAAGAGGGAAACCGAGCUAUUGAACAGACUGAUGAAGAUAGUGAAUGACAGGAAUGCCAUUGUUGAAGGGCUGGAGGAGGACAGGAUAAGGGAGGAGGAGGAAGAUCAACAGUUGAAUGAGAUGAUGCAAAGACUGGGUCUUCCGAAGUUUAAAAACAAAUGCAAGUCGUCCUUCUCAAAGUUAUUUAGACGGAGAAGUAAAAAAGCUUCAAUGGGAUGGUGAACUUGAGAGCUGCUGGAGUGAAGUGAUCCAGAAGUUCUGCUGUAGCCUGUUGAAGUCCAGAUUUCUCCAGGUCACAUUAGAUGGUUUAAAACUAAGUGGGAUUAGUAUAACAAUUAUGCCAGGUGAUUCAGUGAGUUGGAGUUCUUGGAGCAAAAUAAUGUUCCGUUUAAACACUUUUCUUUUGUAGUUAUUUUCACUUCUUAUUUGAUUUAAGCUAAUACUAGUUCUGUUCAUUUGCUUUAAGUUUUCAACAUAUUGGUCCUAUAUGCUUCUUUUGCCUUUUCUUUAAAUGCGUGGGCUAGUUUGAAUAAUUAUUGUUCAAAAAUAUUUCUUUUAUUGUCGUCUUCCACCCCCUCACUUGUUCAGACAUAAACCGUAACUUAUAUUAGCAGAUAAACAAACAGAUGCCCAAGGCUGGCUGAAACACGCUACUUGACUGUGAUCCAAAAAUCUGUGUAGAAUCUUAAUUUAACCCUAACCCCCUAAAAAAAAUAUUGACCUGCUAAAUCUAGAGGUCUUGAAGACGCAGUGCUUGCAGUGACCUGAAGGGGGCACUAUGAGCUCACAUGCAUUUGCACAGGCAGAGUUUUCCUGUUCUUAUUUUAUAUUCCUGAGAAUGCUAAAUCAAGCUGGAGAUUAGAUGGCAGAGGAUCUUGUGUGCUGGAAAGGCAUGGAUUAUUGGUUUUAUUCUCUUUUUAAGCCCUCUAACCUAGUUCAAUUAAAAGUGUCCCUCAUUUAACUUUAUCUAAGAAAUAUAGUCUGACCAAAGGUGUCUUUUACUUGGUGUUUAAAUAUGACUUAACUGUUUGAAAAACCUACAGAAUGAAUGUUUUAAGAAGUUUUAAAACUUCUCUUGAGAGAUGCUUACAAAUGGAUGUGCUUAUUUAUUGUAUAGCCUAUUUGACUUUUAAAAUGAGUUCUUUAAUAAAUCUUAAUGAAGUUUCUUAUAUGUGCCCUAAACUAUUCCAGAGCUUUAUUGUAGUUUUAUUUACAUCAGCUGUCUUCAUGCUCUAUUCUCUCAGAUGCCUGCAUGUGAAUUGUGAAGCCCAAAAACGUUAAAUGGAAAAGCCCAUUUAUGCCGAAAUGGUCACAAUAACCGAAAUGCCCGGUUUAUCCCAAACUUCCAGUCGGUUUCCUUCUCGUUCGCAGCUCGUAAUUGUUGUCCCCAUCAUCGCUCGUGCUGUAAAACGGCCGUUUACACAGCCACCAUUUAAUAUGGGUUUUAGUAAAAUGCGUUAAGAUAAUUUACUCAUUUAAUAUCAUGCCACUGCUUACAGGCCAUCCAUCCCCAAUUUAAGAUGCAUGAAAUUGUGAUCAUGAACUUGGAACACCGUCUCUCUCUAGCCGAGGAGGAUAUUGGUGCAGAACGCCACGCGUGAUGCGGGUGACAGUCGAGACUGAAUACGUGUGAUAUUAGAGUUAAUUAAAGCUUUGCGCCCCAUCUCCUGCAAAUGCUCGCACUCCUGCAAUUAAGAAUCAAAGGCGAGGGCUUAGUGUCAGGGGGGUGUCUAAUACAUGGUUUUAACAGGAAUGGGACCUGAUUUGCCCAGCUCCUAGCGACAAGCAUUAACAACAGCCCCAAAUUAGGCAGAC
Messenger RNA from Sinocyclocheilus anshuiensis, 4005 nucleotides. RefSeq names its product MICAL-like protein 2. The transcript has 17 exons. Lineage: Eukaryota; Metazoa; Chordata; Actinopteri; Cypriniformes; Cyprinidae. Bases 1 to 2412 code for a protein of 803 amino acids. Gene Ontology annotation, molecular function: protein binding. The record is from RefSeq and is a predicted model, not a curated record.